AUGCCAUCAUUCCGACUGCAAGGAUUCCGAUCAGUACUCCGUGGCAAUAAUGCCCACCUGCUGCGCCAUCAGCAGCGCCGCUGGGCACAGGUCCACGAUGUCCGCUUCCUCGCUUCACACCACGACCCCAGCCAUGUCAUCGAGAAGUACCGGGCCAAGCUGGACCAAAAGGCCAAAGAAGAGGGUUUCGAAUCCAUCGAGUCCUUGAAACAAGCCUACGAAGACAAAAUCAAAGAGCUCCGCCGCAAAGCAUCAACCCCAGCUACCCCCGAGCCCAGCUCUCCCACACCCACUACCGCCACAGCACCAAAAGCAUUCAAAGCACCCCCAUCACCCACCCCCCAGGAAUCCCGUACCACCAAAGCCGCCCGCGCCGUCUCCAGCAACUCCAGCCCCGUCAAGCCCCUCAGCUCAUACCUGGACGUCGAGAAAAUCCGCGAACUGCCCGCCAAGGAGAUCGAAGCCCUAUGGCGUCUCCGCUUCGCCGACAAGCCCCACACCAUCACGGCCGCUAUCCCCCUGGACACGUACCAGCGUAUGAUCCAGGCCGCGCGCGAGAACCCGCAGUUCAUCCUGCCGCUGCCCCGGCCGCAGACUGCUGAGGAGAAGGCGGAGGUGCCCGAGGGGGCGACCGGUACGGCGGCGGAGAUUCAUUUCCUGCAGUGGGCUUUCCAUCCGCCUGCGGAGGGGUCUACGAUGUCGCCGUCGAAUAAUCAUACUUCGACGGUGAUUUUUACGAAUCUCGGGGCUUAUAAGAUGCAUGGCGCGUACGCUCAGCCUCAUACUACUGUUACUCAUCAUCUGGAUUUGGCGGAUGAGAAGGGGUUGGUGCUUAUGCAUGGGCAGAUUAUUCCCGACGCGGGUGUUUCGGCGCCCGAGGCCACUUGGCUGGUUAGUUGUGUGCAGCGCUUCUAUGACUUUGGGGGUCAGGCGAGUGGUCGGAAGGGGGAGCUUGUUCGCAUGUUUACCCGCGGUGAUGUUGAGAACUUUAAGGUUGAGGAGUUGCUGGAGGAGUCUGAGAGACUUCACUGA
Penicillium bovifimosum is the source of this 1032-nucleotide messenger RNA. RefSeq names its product ATP11 family protein. Gene Ontology annotation, cellular component: mitochondrion. The coding region runs from base 1 to 1032 and encodes 343 amino acids. The record is from RefSeq and is a predicted model, not a curated record. Gene Ontology annotation, biological process: mitochondrial proton-transporting ATP synthase complex assembly. Lineage: Eukaryota; Fungi; Ascomycota; Eurotiomycetes; Eurotiales; Aspergillaceae. The transcript is spliced from 2 exons.